AUGUGGUAUGCCGCUUUACUGCGGUUUAUCCGAAGACGUCUUGUUCUUGGUAUUAUUUUCGCGUCUUCUUUAACUUACUGCAUUGUUAGUUUCCUCAAAGAGGGAAACAGUAGAAAUAUGGUAUAUCAGGAUGUAUCUAUUGAAAGAAAGCCAUUUGUAUGGAGAACCUUACAAGAACAUAACGAAACUAAUGAUAGUAUGUGUCGAAACUCUGUUCAGGGUAAAAAUUUGUUAGUAGAUGAUAGAGGUUAUGUAUGUCAAAGGUCUGAGUUAGCUAAAAAUGGUUGUUGCACUGUAGACUCAGAAUAUACAAAAAGAUACAGUUGCCAUUCAUGCAAAAGCAACAAUUGCUGUAUUAUUUAUGAAUACUGUGUGUCUUGCUGUUUAGAUCCUAACAAGAGAAGUCUAUUGGAGUUGGUGCUAUCAAAACUGUCUGCUGAAGAAAAAGUGUUGUUUCAUUCAAUAAGUGAUGAUUAUGAAUUAUGCCUAACAAAGUGUCGUACAAGUUCUCAUAGUGUGCUUCAUGAAAACUCAUAUAAAGAUGCAGAACACAAAUAUUGCUUUGGCAAUGGUGUAGAUUCCAAACCACCCGAU
Messenger RNA from Brenthis ino (lesser marbled fritillary), 594 nucleotides. The record is from the annotation of a GenBank genome assembly. Lineage: Eukaryota; Metazoa; Arthropoda; Insecta; Lepidoptera; Nymphalidae.